AUGGAAGAUUAUCGCUUACAUCAGGAGAAAUGCGAAAUGGCCAGGGAGCAGUUGGAUGAAUGGUAUAAGCACGGAAUAAGGCUUGAAGCGGAGGUGUCCAAGUUAGCAUGGGAGUUCGAUAAAUGGGGAAAAGGCUCUGGAUCACGUACUGCUGCCGAUAUAGUGCCUGGAAAAGAUGAAGCUGGAACUUUGGAUGGUCGAGCUUCUGGAGAAGCAGCAUCUGGAAAAUCGAAGAACGUUGAAGCCGCCAAAGAGGAAAAUAUUAAGAAGUGGAUGGACUUCAUUGUGGGGAUUCUAGAGAAUGGUGCGAUUCUGUCCGAUAAACUUCUCAACUCGCUCACAGCGAUUCAUACGAACGAAGCUGUUCUUGCAUAUAAAUUACAAUGUGGCAUGUUCGAUGAAGAAAGUCGUAACUCGCCGACGGAUCGUUUUAGCAAUGUGAAGGUUACCAUCUGUUUUGAGACUUUUGAAAGUGGGAGACUCGAAGGAUUUGCACGCUCCAGACAUGCUUGA
Cylicocyclus nassatus is the source of this 513-nucleotide messenger RNA. The record is from the annotation of a GenBank genome assembly. Lineage: Eukaryota; Metazoa; Nematoda; Chromadorea; Rhabditida; Strongylidae.